Molecule: messenger RNA, 1908 nt
Organism: Trichoderma harzianum CBS 226.95
Lineage: Eukaryota; Fungi; Ascomycota; Sordariomycetes; Hypocreales; Hypocreaceae
Exons: 3
Coding region: 68-1567 (499 amino acids)
Source: RefSeq, a predicted model, not a curated record
CAGGAGCCCAACUUGGGUUGUUAAAAAAAGGUAGAGAUCUGGAAUCUCUCUCUUUUUAAAAUCAAUCAUGUCAUCCCCCAAGGAGUUUACCCCCAAUCCCCUGCGGCCGUAUUACCGGCCUCCCACAAUCGAGGAGCGGGCAGAACCGGUAUCGAUCCCGAGCUCGAAUCCGUUCUCUGGUGGCAACAGCUACGAUGUCGCCAGUGGUGCGAAGUACGCCUCCAAGGCGAAGCACAUGCUGAAUGAUCUCGACUACAAGGAGUUGAUUGGCGAACCCUCGCCGUCGGUUGUCGAAAGUGCCAGGGAACUCGUCGAUGAGUUGAUAUGGAAAUACAUGUCCGUCUUGAUCGGGCAGCCUUUUGAGGUUGCCAAGAUGAUCCUGCAGGCUCGGGAUCAAGAUGAAAAGGCUGCUCUCACGGUGGCUGCCGAACCAGAAACCCCUGCCCCCGUCCCUCAGGUAUCAAGUCGAGCUGGCUCGGCAUUUGAUGAGGAAUCUGAUGGCGAGGAACCGGCAUAUUUCACAUCCAGCGAUCCCGCCAUACCCAAUCCCUGGGGCCCCAGCCAGGCUCAGCCUGAGAAGCGACCCAGUAGCCGGCGUGCAGAAUCUCCAUUACAGUCUCCCACGACACCGAAAAAGGUGCCCGUCAUGCCGGAGCACUUCUUGAAUCUUCGUCGGUCUGAUGCUAUUCUUGACGUCAUUGGGCAGCUAUGGCAGAGGGACGGCGCAUGGGGGGUAUGGAAGGGAGCAAAUGCAACCUUUCUGUACACCGUCUUGCAGUCUCUGUUGGAGAAUUGGUCAAGAAGCUUCCUGAGUGCAGUGUUCAACGUGCCAGACCUGGGUGUCAAGGACAACAUUGAGCGUCUUGUUGACAUUGCGUCCCCAUAUCCCUGGGCUUCCUUGCUCGUGGCCGCCGCCGCUGCAGUCACAACCAGCCUCGCCCUUGCGCCUCUAGAUCUCAUACGCACGAGGUUAAUCCUCACCAACCCCUUCAAGGGACAGCGAAGAACCAUUGCAAGCCUUCGAGCCCUCCCAUCUUACUAUUGCCCUUCCACCAUUGUCGUCCCCACCAUUCUUCACUCUCUCGUCAACCCCAUCUUCACUCUCUCCACCCCAUUGGCGCUCAAGACUAAGUUUAUGAUCACAAGCGAAAUUGCGCCCAUGACAUUCUCCGCCGCCAAGUUUUUCGCCUCAUCGGUGGGAAUUCUGAUCAAGCUUCCCCUGGAGACUGUACUGCGCCGAGGCCAACUCUCUGUGCUUUCCGAACCGGAGUACCUGGAGGCUCUCAAUGACGGUGAACCGGCGUUGGAAACCAUUGUACCCAUUGGCAAAUACAAUGGCACUUUCGGCACCAUGUACCACAUCGUUACCGAAGAAGGCACUCGGGAGAUCCCACCCAAGCCCGUGAUCAGCAAGCGAGGCAAGGUCAAGACCAAGAACCUCCUACCAACCUACAAGAAGGGUCAGGGCAUGGAAGGUCUCUGGAGGGGAUGGCGAAUCGGCUGGUGGGGACUGGUUGGUCUCUGGAUGGCCAACAUGGUUGGACACGGUGGUGAUGGUGAGUUUUAAACGGAAAACGAAAUGAGAACGGCCCAAAACGGACCAUGUAUACCAGUGAGAAACGAAAGGGGCAAAGGAAAAAGAUGGGAGAGAUAUCAGUACAUAUCUCCUGUGGACGACAGCACAAGGAAGAAGAAGAAAAUCCCCGCUACAACGACCUUUAUGAUGGAACGACAACACCUGACUAUGCCUUCAUUCAUAUGCGUGCACGAAUAGCCCUGAAACUAUCCGUUCUUUUUCUCUAUUAGAAAGCAGAGCAUUGAGUGGUAUCUAGUUGGCUGAUUUAGGAUUUUUGCUCUGUAGUUGAUAUAGCAUGAAAUGAAUAUAUUACAAUGACAAGUACAUGACAG